Knipowitschia caucasica is the source of this 270-nucleotide messenger RNA. The record is from the annotation of a GenBank genome assembly. Lineage: Eukaryota; Metazoa; Chordata; Actinopteri; Gobiiformes; Gobiidae.
AUGAAAGGCACUGACAGAUGGACUAAGUGCUCUGCCACCCACGCUGUUGACAAGAUUCACUCAGAUGACUUCUUGGAGUUUUCUCUCAGCACUGGCUUCUUCUGGGCACAUGUCCAUAAAGGCCCAUGUUGUCCCCAGCUGAGCUGUGGAUGUCUGCAGAGGUACCAUGGGUUCCUUGGCUGGUUCUCUGGGGGUGGAUCUUAUGAACAGGCCAUGCGUCUCGGAACUUUUCUCAGGAUGAACACACCAACGCUAAAGUUCAGCUACUGA